AAUUGAGGAUCGAUCAACUUCAAGGACAGUGUAGGAGCAAGGCCGCUGUGGAUCAGUAUCGAUCUUUGAAUAGAGAGAGAAAAUUACUUAAUUCCGACGUACGGAGGCUGUAAUUCAGUGAUCGAUCUCCAUGGAUUCUCUGGAUUCUCUUCCAGACGACGUUCUCUUUCAUCACAUUCUCCCCCCGCUUCCAACCGUGUCUCUAGUUCGAUGCAGGUACUUCUGCAAAUCUUGGCCCUCCAUCGUCCGCGAUCCCCACUUUCUUGCUCUUCGCCAAUCCUUCUACCCCACCUCCGGCCACCUCCUCUUCGUCUGCCCCGCCUCCGCUGUCGCGACCUCCGAACUUCAAGUUUUCUCCGCACCCAUCUCCCCAGGGCAAGCUGACCCUCCUUUGGCCACCCACAUCGCCACCAUUCCCAAUCUUAACGCUUCCAUGGUCGACGUUCAAUGCGUGAAUGGCCUGCUCUGCUUGCAUCCCAAGAAUUCGUCUAAUUCCAAGGCUUUCGCUCAUAUAUUCAAUCCAACCACUCGGCAAAUUAUUACACUCCCAGAUGAUUCCUCCGUAAGAGAUAAAUUUCGUGCUUCGACCCAUUUUGGGUAUGACCCGAUCCGAGAUGAAUUCAAGGUUCUCCGGUUGCUGAAAUAUAAUGAUUCUCACGAGUUCAAGAUCUUUACCAUUGGUGAUGCUACUAAUUCAUGGAAGCUUGUUAAUAACGCUACGGCAACACACAUCCGUCCGACGAACUGGUUUUUGGAGGAUAAGAGAGGGGUUUGUGUCAACGGUGCAAUUCAUUGGAAGUACUCUUCUUAUAUACUUGCAUUUGAUCUCAGAAGCGAGCAAUUCAGGCAGAUCGAUAUCCCUGAUGGGUAUAAAUACAAAGAGCAUUGCCGUCCACAUUUGAAAUUCCCAGAUCUUGUUGAGCUGAGUGGAUGCUUGACCUUAGUUGGAUACGACGAUAGAGGUUUGAACUUGACGAUCCUGGAGGACUACGAGACUCGAGAAUGGACUCAGAAACGUAUUAUACUUCCUGAUGGAGCAAAUGAACGAAUUCAUUUUCCUCUGUGCAGUGUCCCCAAAACAGGCGAGAUCCUCCUCAUGCCGUACUUUUUAGGAAGGCUCGUCAGAGUAAUUUAUCAUGACAAAGACAAAACGAGCUCUAGGAGAGCCGUGGUCAUGAAAAUGCUUGAGCCAUUGUGGCCGGAUCAAAAAUCAGGAUAUAUCAACAUAUUCUUCUAUCAAGAAAACUUCAGAUUAUUGGACUGACAAAAACACGGAAGAAGGCUUGGUUCUAUUUAGCGGAGAUUCAGCGUGUCUCGAGGAAGCGUUUGAGAGGCGUUUUCUUUGGCCUUCCCUCUUUAUUUCAGACCAUUUCAGUCUGUCUCAAUGCUUUCUAGAUGCUAGGCUUAACAAUUAGAUUGAUAGGUGGAAUUUCUGUUGCACCGCUCUGCAUGAAAUUUAGAUUUCCAGCAACAUGGUAAAAGAGACUAUUAGUGUGUUUGUAAACCUGUGAUUUAACCGAAGUGUACUCUAAUGUGAGUGUAGCUUUAUUUGGGGGAAGAAGUGUCCAAUUGAUUUCCAAGCAUAAGUUAUGUUGAAUGUUCAUUCUGAAGGAAAGGAUUAAUUUGCUAA
Neltuma alba is the source of this 1630-nucleotide messenger RNA. RefSeq names its product putative F-box protein At4g21240. Gene Ontology annotation, molecular function: protein binding. The record is from RefSeq and is a predicted model, not a curated record. The transcript has a single exon. NCBI's taxonomy places the organism in Eukaryota, Viridiplantae, Streptophyta, Magnoliopsida, Fabales, Fabaceae. Bases 131 to 1264 code for a protein of 377 amino acids.